Molecule: messenger RNA, 2886 nt
Organism: Heterostelium album PN500
Lineage: Eukaryota; Evosea; Eumycetozoa; Acytosteliales; Acytosteliaceae
Gene: athl1
Product: acid trehalase-like protein 1
Exons: 6
Coding region: 1-2886 (961 amino acids)
Biological process (GO): carbohydrate metabolic process
Molecular function (GO): catalytic activity; sequence-specific DNA binding
Source: RefSeq, a predicted model, not a curated record
AUGAAGAGAUUUAACGAAGGAAAUAACAAUGGUGAGACCUCUACAGGUGGUCAGAAAUUUCAAAGAAAUGAUAAUCAUAAUAGAUCAAAUACUAAUUACCAAAACAACAGAGAUAGAGAUAGAGAUAGAGAUAGAGAUAGAGAUCAAGUGUCAGAGAAUGACAGUGAAACAAUUAAACUCUUUAGAACAUAUAGGGAUCAAUUGAAUGAAAGUAAUGAUAAGAGAGAAAGAAUAGUAAAGGUAUCACGUGAUGUUACUGCAAGUAGUAAGAAGAUCAUUUCAUUGUUACAACGUGCACCCUUUGAAGAUAAAGAAUCGAUACUACAACAAGCAGUGUCAGAGUUUGACAAGGUACAUCAAUUGAUUGCACAAAUCAUCAAGGAGUUGGAGAACGAUGAAUUCUGGAAGUAUCACCGUUCAUUCUCCUUUGGCGUACAAGAGUACAUUGAAGCAAUCUCUUUCUUCUAUUACUUAAAAUUCAAUGGUAGAUUGAUUACUCUCGAUUAUAUUUAUACAACAAUGAAAGAAUCAUUGAAAGUCGAAACAUUAAAUAACUUUGUUAUUUCAAAUGAAGAUUAUCUAUUGGGAUUGGCAGAUCUCACAGGUGAACUAAUGAGAUACACAACCAAUUGUGUCAACGUUAAGGAUUACAAUGAGUGCUUUAGAAUCAACACAUUUAUUAGAACGAUAUACAAUGGGUUCAAAUUUUUCCAUUUAACUAAAGAUCUACAGAGUAAGAUGAACGUAACUGAACAGAAUUUACAAAAAGCAGAAAAAAAUAAUCUUUUUAUAACCAUCCACAAGUUGUCCGACGAAAGAAUAUCCUGGGUUGAUAAUUUUUGUAAAAAACAAUCGUUCCUCUUUGGAGCAGGUGGUAUCUUGAUUGGACUAGGUAAUCCUAUUUUCAUGGCUGGUGUUUAUAGUGGAUCGGCAACUGCAUUGACCACACCUAGUCAUCGUGCUGCACUACCCAAUUUCCAACAGAUCACCGUUGCUUCCAAAGACCUCGAAUUGAGUUAUGCCGGUUUGGAUCUACAGAAUGCUACAUACACACGUCAAUAUAAAUCAAAUGUAUACAGUACCACUGUAAAUCAAUUGUAUUAUGCUCACCAAUUGAUUAGAAAUGCAUUGAUUCAAGAGAUUACCGUUGACAACUCACAAUCGGGUGGCGAUUAUCAUUUGAAUUUGGAAACAAUCGACUAUUCGAGUCUCUCAAACUCUGAUAUCAAUGUUGUUGCCAAUGGCGGUGGACCAGGUCAAGCUGUAUCUCAAUUCAUUGCAAACAUAACCAAACCAGAGUUACCCAAUGGUUAUAUCACAUCGGUUGCAAUGGUAACAACAAAUGUACCAAGCGAAAUCACUGUUCCUGCCAACACUGUACAAACCUUUUAUUUCAUGACCGUUAUGACAUCGAAUUUAGAGAAUGAUGACAAUUAUUUUAUUGAAAUAGCAACCGAUAUCUAUAAGAAUUUCUAUCCUAUGGCAUCGAGUUUACUCCAAGAGCAUAUCGCCUCGUGGGGUAACAUCUGGAAUUCUCGUGUCGAAAUCGGUGGAAACUUGGAGUUGGCGCAAGUAGUCAAUUCAUCAUUUUAUUAUAUCUACUCAUCGAUUCGUUCUGAUUGGGCGUGGAGCUUGUCACCAGGCGGAUUGGCAUCGGACGGUUACCACGGACACACUUUUUGGGACGCCGAGACCUGGAUGUAUCCACCAAUUUUGGCACUCCAACCAAUAUUGGCAAAGAACACCGUACUCGAAUACCGUAUGCAACGUCUUAACGAAUCACAUUUGAAAGCACUCAGUUACGACCAAGGUUGGACUGGAUACAUGUUCCCUUGGGAGUCGGCAUUCACCGGUACAGAAACCUGUCCAACCAUCGCUCCAACUGGACUACUGGAACAACAUAUCACUGGAGAUAUCUCAUUUGCAUUACGACAAUACUAUUAUGCAAGUGGUGAUUCCCUUUGGCUGUUGGAAACUGGAUAUCCAGCUAUAAAGGGAAUCGCUCAAUUCUGGGCCAGCAGAGUUGUAUUGUCACCACAAUCCACUCCGUCGCAGCCACAGUACGACAUCAACGUUGUCAUUCCACCCGAUGAAUAUGCAGUCGGUGUCAACAACUCUGUUUACACCAAUGUCAUUGCCAAGUAUGCAAUUGAAUGGGCAUUGGAAGCAGCUGCCAUAGUCCAAGACAAAACCAUCCCAACUGAACUCUGGCAAUCGAUUUCCGACAAUUUGAAAAUACCAUUCGACGCUGCCACUCAGAUGCAUCCGGAAUACGAUGGAUACGCCGGUCAGACUAUUAAGCAAGCCGAUGUCAUCCUCCUCGGAUAUCCACUGAUGUUCAAUAUGAGCGAAGAGGUUCGUCGUAACGACCUUGAGUACUACCAAAAAGUGACCGAUCCAAACGGACCGGCAAUGACCUACUCAAUGUUCACAGUGAAUUGGCUGGAACUUGGUAACCAGAGCAAAGCAGAAGAGUCGUGGGCAACCUCGUACGCCAACGCUCAGAUGCCAUUCAAGGUUUGGACAGAGACACCUACGGGUGGCACCGUCAACUUUAUCACUGGUGCAGGUGGAUUCCUCCAAGGUGUAAUAUUUGGCUAUGGUGGCAUGAGAAUCAAACAACAGGAAAUCACAUUCAAUCCACAACUACCACCUGGUGGUACAACAAGUAUGAAGUUGAAAUCUCUGAAAUAUAUGGAAGCAGAGUUUGACAUCUAUUGGGAUACACAACAAAUUCUGGUGGAACUUAUUAAUUACUCUGCAAACUAUCCAUCAUUUACUUUGACUGUAACCAACAUUAAUCAACAACAACAAUACCAACUUCAGUUAAAUGAACCUAUCACAUUAGGUUCAGGUUCUACUCUUUCGAUUUCAACAACUCAAUAA